ACAUCAGUCAUAAAGUGGGCACCCCCCGCCACUACACGACAUGCUCAGCCAGAUGUUCUGACUCCGGCGGUCAUCUCGACACGUCGCCGUCGUGCGGACGGACCUACCCCCCAACCGCAACCCUCACCAUGCACGUCCCGCACACCGGAGAAGGUUUCCCCGUCACCCGCACAGGCUAUCUUUGAUGGACCCGACGAAAGAUCCCCCGCCAUCGCCGCACUACCACUUUCGCUUUCACCACCGCCAGCCGGGGAAUUUGUUGCUCAUACGGAAAAUUCGAGGAAAAAUAUUAAACGGAAAAAUGCUCGCAUGCAAAAGGUUAAUACGCCGGGCUUUAUUGAAAUUGAGUCUUCGCUUAGCCGCACGAUCGUGUGGUAUUUUAGGAAAAAUAUCGAUAAUAUAGUCAGUUACCGCGCAUUCCUAAAUUCAAUAGAGUACGAAUUAAUCGCGAAAUUACGUGAGCGCGUGCGUAUUAACCCGAUAAAAUACAAUCUGAAAUUAGAGGCUACAUACGUCAUUCCCAACUUGCAUAAUUCAGAUCAAAACCGCGCGUUUAAAACUUCGGCCCGCGAACUUUACGCACACAGCAACGUCGAGUCGUUGAUUGAUCGUGAUUUUUCCGCGCUUCUGGCCGAAGAGGACUGUUAUGCCGGGAAAUACAGUGGGUUCACCUUAUCGCACAUCGACGGUUUGCUCUUGGGUGUAUACGAGUACACGCCUAUGGGGGGAUCGUCGUACUUGUCGUUACCGGAAAGUAUUCUCAACCGGAAUGCCGUUGUCAACCCUCAAAAUAUCGACCGGCAAUGUUUCAAGUGGGCGAUCCUAGCCAAACACGUACUUCGCGAUCGCACGCGAGUAGGCGCAAAUUAUUCGAGGGAAGAACACCGUUACGACUUUUCUGCACUAUCAACCCCCACUCCGGUGUCCGAGAUAGAAUUGUUCGAAAGAUCGAAUCCGGGAACGACCGUAAAUUUAUACGGUAUAAGAAGUUGCGAGAAAAAUAAAAAAUCAAGCACACAAUCAGCCGCGUACCCGCUGCGCGUUGCGAACGAAGAAAAGGCAAAUCAUUUCGACUUGCUACUGAUAACCGGGAAGGAUGGAGAGAAUCAUUAUGCCUAUAUUUCGAAUUUUUCACGCCUAGCCAGCCCGCAAAAAAACAAUCAUGAGCAUCGUUUAUUUUUCUGCAAGCGAUGUUUUACCAGUUUCGAGGACCGACCAUUAAAACAUAAAUUACACGGCGAGCGGGCGCUGGCUAAACAUCGCUUACUGUGCGGUGCACACAAACCCGUAUUGCCUUUGAUGCCGAAAGAGGGAGAUACGCUCGAAUUCAAGGCGUGGCGUAAAACGGAGCGUCUACCAUUUGUAGUGUACGCAGACUUCGAAGCCCUAUUACUGAAAACAUCUCAGAAACAAGGUGCUAAUACCACGGCGAUACAUACACACCACCCAAUGAGUUACGGUUACCUGGUUGUCGCAGCGGAGGGUGUGCCGAUAGAGUUGUUCGAGCAGUUUAAUAUCCCGAGGGCACCCGUCAUUUUCCGCGGCUCGGCGACUGACGACGAAGUGGCCAAGCGUUUUGUUCUCACCAUCCUCGAUGUGGCUGAUAGGAUAGCCAGAUUGUAUAAAGAAGUUAACGUACCGAUAAUUAUGAGUGUUGAGGAUUGUCGGGUACACGACGGCAAGACGCUGUGCGAGUUGUGCGGUGGUACAUUCACCGAGCAUAACUGUAAAACUGCACAUCACGAUCACUUGUCGGGUCGUUUUCUAAAAACAUUGUGUAACACGUGCAACCUCAAAUUAAAAACACCUAAUUUCGUACCAUGCUUCCUACAUAAUCUGUCCAACUAUGACGCGCAUUUUAUCGUGACAAAUUUGGCGAACGACGACAAUAACCGAAUAUCUGUAAUCGCGAACACCGAGGAGAAGUAUAUUUCAUUUUCGAAAUAUAUAAAUAACUCAUUCUCCGUCAGGUUUGUAGACACGUGUCGAUUCAUGGCGUCGAGCUUGGCGCACUUGGCGGAGAACCUCGUCUCCGCGAAUUUUGAUAAGUUUCGUGAAGUCGCUAAAUUUUUUACCCCGUCGGAGAUGGAGUUGGUCACGCGGAAAGGUGUUUAUCCGUACGAAUACACGGAUUCGUGGGAUAAACUGAACGUGACAUCGCUACCGGAUAAGUUCCAGUUCUACAGCGCGUUGACGGAGAUGCACGUUAGCGACGAAGACUACGAUCACGCAAUACGAGUUUGGAAUCAUUUCGGUUGCACAACGCUCGGCGCUUAUAGCGAUUUGUACCUUAAAGUCGAUGUGUUGUUAAGCGCCGAUGUGUUCGAAAAUUUCAGGGAUAUAUGUAUGGCCACAUAUCACCUGGACCCCGCGCACUACUACACGUCACCCGGGUUCAGCUUUGACUGCAUGUUGAAACUUACGAAAGUUCAACUUGAACUUUUAAUUGAUUUCGAGAAAGUGUUGUUUUUGGAGUCUGGUACGCGCGGUGGUCUGGUGCAGGCCAGCAAGCGUCACGCGCGUGCCAACAAUCCUGAGACGCCCGGAUACAAUGCGGAAGAACCCAACACGUCACUCAUAUACUUAGAUGCAAACAAUUUGUACGGGUACGCGAUGUGCCAGUAUAUGCCGAUUGGGGAUUUCGUAUGGUACGCGGGAAAUCCAGAGGUCGCGCUGGCUCAGUUAGAGUGGAUGCGCGCGACGGACGAUGUGGGUAGAUUUUACGAGGUGGAUAUUAUAUACCCUCAGGAUCUGCACGACGCCCACAACGAUAUGCCGUUCUUGCCUCACGCCAGCAUCCCGCACGGGUCGACUGUCCGAAAGUUGAUGGUCACAUUUCUGCGGAAAGAACGCUACGUGGUUCAUUAUAUGAAUUUAAAACAGGCCAUGGCUCAUGGCGUCGUAGUCGAAAAAACGCACAGAGUGUUAGAGUUCCGCCAAUCUCCAUGGCUGGCCCCGUACAUAAAUCUCAACACUGAAUUACGCAGGCAGGCAAAAAACAAAUUCGAAGAAAAAUUUUUUAAGGAUUUAAACAAUUCAGUGUACGGAAAAACUUUUGAGAAUAUGCGCCUACGAUUCAAUUUGGAACUUGUAUCGUGCCCGCGCAGGAUGCGAAAGCUCAUAAACCGUCCAACGUUCAAGUACUGCACGACGUAUAAUGAAAAUCUCUCGGUGGUCACGCAACAUAAUAAAGAAGUGGAUUUUUGUAAGCCGAUAUACAUAGGGUUUGCUGUACUAGAACUGAGCAAAGUUUUGAUGUACGGAUUCCAUUACGAUGUAAUGAAACGACAUUACGGAGAUAAGAUCGAGCUGCUCUAUACCGAUACUGAUUCACUAUUCUACCGAGUGACGACGAACGAUUUCUUCGGUGACCUGAUAAAAAAUCCUAAUUUGAUGCGGUUUAUGGACACCUCGAAUUUCGCACACGAUCACAAGUGCUAUACAGCUGCUCGGAAGCGCAUUCCGGGACUUUUUAAAUUCGAGUGUGACUCCAGGACGGUCUACGAAUUUGUAGCUUUACGGGCCAAGUCUUAUGCAUACGACGUGGAACAGGAGGUCACAAUUCGCGCAAAGGGUGUCAUGAGACACGUUAUUAGAAAUCACCUCACUUUCGCCGAACAUAAGCGGUGCUUAUUCGCCGACGUGGGCGACGAUGCGGAAUCCGACGAGUGCGACGACGAAUUCGACGCUAGUAUGGGAAAAAUGAUCGCUGCCGACUCCGCGCUGAAAGCUGUCGCACAAAUUCAUCGGAACGCCUCAACCUCUGCAACAAAUUCACCGUCGACCACACAUCCGUCCCAUGUUUACAGCUACAUGCCAUUCACGCCGUAUAGGGAAAAUGUCUCUAUACGGUCGUUUAAACACGAAUUGCGUACGAUUAGGACUAUGAAAUUAGUUUUAAACAGGGCUGACGAUAAGCGUCAUGUGCUACCCGAUAACAUUUCCACGUACGCACACGGUCAUCACCGCAUAAAUUUUUAAAUUUUUAUUAUAUUGUUAUUAUUUUUAUUAUUAUUGUUAAAUUAUCACAU
Messenger RNA from Acyrthosiphon pisum (pea aphid), 4031 nucleotides. RefSeq lists its product as uncharacterized. The transcript is spliced from 5 exons. The record is from RefSeq and is a predicted model, not a curated record. NCBI's taxonomy places the organism in Eukaryota, Metazoa, Arthropoda, Insecta, Hemiptera, Aphididae. Bases 310 to 3981 code for a protein of 1223 amino acids. Gene Ontology annotation, molecular function: nucleic acid binding.